This is a messenger RNA of Cyprinus carpio (common carp), 1601 nucleotides long. It is a transcript of the gene vipr1a, whose product is annotated as vasoactive intestinal peptide receptor 1a. Lineage: Eukaryota; Metazoa; Chordata; Actinopteri; Cypriniformes; Cyprinidae. Gene Ontology annotation, cellular component: plasma membrane. Gene Ontology annotation, molecular function: peptide hormone binding; G protein-coupled peptide receptor activity; vasoactive intestinal polypeptide receptor activity. Gene Ontology annotation, biological process: cell surface receptor signaling pathway; adenylate cyclase-modulating G protein-coupled receptor signaling pathway. The record is from RefSeq and is a predicted model, not a curated record.
ACCACACACACACCUACUUUGGAAGUGCGCGUUCAUGUGUCUACGUGGUUCAGGCAAACGCCUGUUGUGAAUGGCUUCGCAUCAUUCCGGAGUCGUUUAUGAAUGAAGUGUUAUUCGUAUAAGGGAGAAACAAGGACAGGUUUGGCGGCGAAGGACUGCUGGUGAACCCGCGCGCACCGGAGCGCAUAGUUGGCUGACGUCUCGGAUUCUUUGUCAGUUACUUUUCAGCCGUCAACUUGUCUCUGUGCAUCGGUCCUUUCGCGAAGCGCUCUCAGGAAACUGCUGAAUCGGCUAAAAUGGAGAUGCCUAAACUAAUGCUGAUUUUAUACCUAACCUGCUCGUUAGGACCUACGCUGUCUGUCCAGAUGUGUGAGGUCAUGUGGGAGCUGGAAGCAGAGAAAAGAGAAUGUUUGUCCAAGCUGGAAAACAUCACAUCAGGUUGCACAGGUGAAUGGGAUGUAGCAUGCUGGCCAUCAGCAAGGAUUGGGGAGUUGGUCACCAUCCCCUGUCCGAAAUACUUCAGCCAUGUCAGUGAUCAGAGAGGAAACAUAUCGAAGAGCUGUACUGCCAAUGGCUGGACAGAAAUAAACCCAGUUGUCGCUGCAUAUAACUGUGGCUAUGACCCCAAUAUCACAGAUGAUGGAAACGGUGAAUUCCUGGGCUCUGUGAGAAUUGGAUACACUAUUGGUCACACUGUGUCUCUUAUAUCCCUCAUCAUCGCCAUCAUCAUUCUGUGCUUUUUCAGAAAACUCCACUGCACAAGGAACUACAUCCAUAUUCACCUGUUCAUGUCCUUUAUACUGAAGGCUGUGGCUGUAAUUAUGAAGGAUGUAGUCCUGUAUGAGGUGGAGGAACCUGAAGACUGCCACUAUGGAUUUGUGGGCUGCAAGGCUGCCAUGGUUUUCUUCCAGUAUGGCGUGAUGGCCAGUUUCUUCUGGUUACUGGUGGAGGGGCUGUAUCUGCAUGCUCUCCUGGCCGUAUCCUUCUUCUCUGAGAGGAAGUACUUCUGGUGGUACAUUCUCAUUGGCUGGGGAGUUCCAGCUGUCUUCAUAACAAUCUGGAGCAUCACAAAAGCUUAUUUAUAUGAUAUUGGAUGUUGGGAUUUUAUUGACGAUGAUCUGUGGUGGAUUAUAAAAACCCCUACAUUGAUAACAAUACUGAUGAACUUCAUUCUCUUCAUUUGUAUCAUCCGGAUACUUCGUCAGAAAAUCAGCUGCCGGGAUAUUGGAAGAAAUGAUUCACACCAGUACUCGAGACUGGCAAAAUCAACUCUACUUUUGAUUCCCUUGUUUGGGAUAAACUACAUAAUCUUUGCCUUCAUGCCUCACCACAUUGAGUCUUAUGUGCGUCUGGUGUUUGACUUGAUCCUGGGGUCCUUUCAGGGAUUUUGUGUUGCUGUCCUGUACUGUUUUCUAAAUGGAGAGGUCCAGUCUGAGAUCAAACGGAAGUGGAGGCGGUGGCACAUGCAGAGAUUUCUGGGAGCUGACACCAAAUACCAGCAGCCCUCGAUGGCAAGCAACGGCCUCAACUUCAGCUCCCAAAUCACUAUGAUGACAAACCGCCGCACUUCCGCCUGUCAAGAUGACUUCUCCGCCGUCUGA